Molecule: messenger RNA, 2332 nt
Organism: Gastrolobium bilobum
Lineage: Eukaryota; Viridiplantae; Streptophyta; Magnoliopsida; Fabales; Fabaceae
Product: glycosyltransferase family 92 protein RCOM_0530710
Exons: 1
Coding region: 287-2110 (607 amino acids)
Source: RefSeq, a predicted model, not a curated record
CAAUUCUCACAAUCUUAUUUAUUCUAUAGGGGAAGAGAGAGAGAGAUAGAGAGAGGAAGCAUCUUCUUUCUUUUUCUUUCUCCUUUGGCAACUCAACCAAUACGCGUCCAGUUUCCAAUUCCAAGCCCCCCAUUCCCUCUAUUCUUCACAUUCUUUCUUCGUCUUUAAUAUCAACUCAAUCAUCUUCUUCUUAUUACCCCCCUCGAUUCUUUCUUCAUCUUCAAUACCAACUCCAUCAUCUUAUUAUUCUUAUUUCUUCUACCAAUUCAGAGAGAGAAAAAACAAGAUGGAAGCAGAGCAAAGGAGGAAGAGAAAGCGUGUGCUGGGGAGGCACCUUCAUAUAUCAUCAAGAUCAUUUUUUCUUUGCUUUUCCUUCUUCAUCUUCCUCUUCUUCUUGUCCUCUCACCAUCGCUUCACCAUCUUCUUCACCCCCUCCACCUUACGCCUCCCUCUUAAAGCCUCAUCCUUAUCCCUCUACUCCACCGCAAGCCACUCAAUUCUUGACCCUCUUCACCACACCACCACCACCACCUCCUUCACCCUCCAACACCGCAUCCUCUUCCCCGAUCACCUCCUCCUCCUCAUCCUCACCAACCAACAAAAAACCCAACCCCACGAACUAGAGUGCGUCUACUACACCCUCCUCACCAACGGUUCGGCUUCCGGUUCACCUGAACCGGUCCUUGAUGUUCGGGUUCAACCGGUCCUGUCCACGGACCGGUACGACGAAUCUCGAUCUAUCGCCAGGUGCCCAUUUCCCGGGGCGAACUACUCCGGCGCUGGAGCCGCCAAAGCCGUCGACUUGCGGCGGCGCGGCGAGGUUGGUCGCCGGGGUUUGGGUUUUUCGAUGAACCAAACGGUUGAAUCUUGGGACAGGGUGGCGUACGAGGCGACCCUGGAUGGCGACACCGUGGUGGUGUUCGUGAAAGGACUGAACCUCCGACCCCACAAGAUCUCGGAUCCGAGCCGUUUCCGAUGCCAUUUCGGGCUGAAGAGUUUCAAUAACGAAAGUGCCUUUUUGCUCACGACAAGAGUGGUUUCGGUGGCUCAAGAAGUUGUGAGGUGCGGGUUGCCGCAGAGCAUCAGGAACAACCCGUAUAAGGCUCGAGGGAUUCGGGUAACUGUGAGCUAUUUGGGUGGCAACGUGAGGCACCCGGUUCGUGCCCUUGUGCCUUCUGUGGCUAGAGUUGGGAUACCUGGUGGUGGAGGUGGUCCUAGAGAUCAGAGGAGGAAUAGAGUGAAGCAUGAACUGUGCGUGUGUACCAUGGUGUGGAACCAAGCUUCUGCGCUCAGGGAAUGGAUCAUGUACCAUGCCUGGCUUGGAGUUGAGCGUUGGUUUAUCUAUGAUAACAACAGUGAUGAUGAUAUUGAAAAGGUGAUUCAGGAUCUUGACCUUGAAGGUUAUAAUGUUAGUAGACAGGCCUGGCCUUGGAUUAAGACUCAAGAAGCAGGGUUUUCCCACUGUGCUUUGAGGGCUAGAGAGGAGUGCAAAUGGGUUGGGUUCUUUGAUGUUGACGAGUUCUUCUACUUCCCAAAUGAAUUUCAUCACAUGUUGGGGCAGAGUGUUCCUGGUGAGAAUUCUCUGAGAUCAAUGGUUGCAAAUUUCUCAUCUUCAGCAUCCAUUGCGGAGAUAAGAACAGCUUGUCAUAGCUUUGGGCCUUCUGGGUUGAACUCACACCCUAAAAAAGGGGUUACUAUAGGGUACACAUGCAGGCUUCAGAGUCCUGAGCGGCACAAAUCCAUUGUGCGGCCAGAUUUGCUUGAUAUCAGUCUUCUGAAUGUGGUGCACCAUUUUCAGCUGAGGGAGGGGUUCAAGUACCACAACAUGCCUGAAGGUUCUGCUAUAAUUAACCACUACAAGUACCAGGUAUGGGAGACCUUCAAAGCCAAGUUCUUCAGAAGGGUUGCUACCUAUGUUGUCGACUGGCAGGAGGACCAAAACAAAGGAUCAAAGGAUAGAGCACCGGGACUGGGAACCGAAGCCGUUCAGCCACCUAACUGGCGGCUACAGUUUUGUGAGGUUUGGGAUACUGGCCUGAAGAACUUCCUUCUGUCUUAUUUUGCUGAUCCUGCAACAGGUUUGAUGCCCUGGGAAAGGUCUUUUCUGUAAUGGAUACUAAUCAGGGUGCUAACGUCUUGGUAGCUGGUACCCCAUGUAUAGUAUGAUAGUCAUACUUGUUAGGCAUUCAUUCUUUUCAUUUUUUGGGGGGCUUUCUGUUCUGUUAUCGAAUUUUUGUUUUUGUUUUUUUUUUAAAUGAUUUUAUAGAUAUGAAACAAACACACAGCUUAUACAGAUGUAUAUUUGCAGCAAUAUGAAUGAAUUUCCCUUCUG